Molecule: messenger RNA, 3181 nt
Organism: Hemicordylus capensis (graceful crag lizard)
Lineage: Eukaryota; Metazoa; Chordata; Lepidosauria; Squamata; Cordylidae
Gene: LRRN4
Product: leucine rich repeat neuronal 4
Exons: 5
Coding region: 702-3071 (789 amino acids)
Molecular function (GO): protein binding
Source: RefSeq, a predicted model, not a curated record
GUAUGUGGUGGUGAUGGUGAUGUUCUAUGUCUGAUUUCUGAAUCAAAGGAGAGGGAUCAGCAUAGAGCAAUGGGGGAUUGUGAAGGCAGGCUGCAUGGCCCCAUGCAAGGUGACUGGGCUUGGCAUUGCCAACUCCUCACCUAGAAGAGCUCUUCCUUUCAUGUUGAGGGGAAGUUCUGCAAGUGUUCUCUCACUGCAGCACUGGAAUGGGAAAUGCUACCUCUGGGAUCCAUUUCCCUGUGCCUCAGUUGUUAAAAGAGUCCGGAGCCAGCCUCCUCCAUUUCAGUAUGGCACUGACAAUCUGGGUUGGCCUUCCAGCCCUAAGAUUUGCCAAAACAAGACAUCUGCGUAGAGAAGAGUACCAUUGCCAUGUAGCUGCACAGUGAGCCUUGGAAUCAAGUGCAAGGACACCAGUUCAUGCCUGCUUCAGAACCUUGAUCUUGAGAUCUUGAAUGAUCUGGGCUGGCUCCAGGUUUCAGGAGGUCUUUGAUAAGACUGUCCUCUUGGAGUCUCUUGCUACCAGAGUGGGCUCUACGAAAGUCAUUCUGCUGCCACCGCACAAAAUCUAUGGGCACAGAGAUGGUCUGUGGGCUGAGCAGUCGGCCCUCAGCAGCUGCCCAGGGAUCUGACACCCUGAACUUGCAGCAACACUAUACAAAAGCAUUGGCUUGGUGCUGCCAAGCAAUCAGGGCACAGGCUUCAUGCUAAAGCAGCAGCUCUUCCACAGAAUAGCCAUGUCCCGUCUCCUGACUGGCAUAUUUCUACUUGUAAGGGAAGUGCCAGCCAGGCCGACAGAGAAGGCAGAUCCUGCAGCACAGGGAGACGUGAGAGCUCUUUUCCAGUUGGGUAAGCAGAACGUAUGGGAGGAAAACGUCAACCUGACCAGCCUGUCCUGUGCAGAGCGGAGGGCCCAGGCAUGGACCACCCUGAGCCUGCGCAACAGAAGCCUGACUUCUUUCCCUACAUGUCUGCCUCAACUUCUGGAGCACCUGGAUCUGGGCAACAACCUCUUACCAGCAUUGAAUAGCCAGGAUGUGGCUUCCCUGCCCAAGUUGCAAGUCCUCUCCCUGAGGCAGAAUAAGAUCCAACUACUAGCAUGGGAGACUGUGAGCCUCAGCAGCCUCCAGUUCCUGGAUCUGAGUUUCAAUCUACUGUCGUCUGUGCCUGCAUGCAAUGCUUCCUCUUUGGAAAACCUCAAAUGGCUGUCUCUAGCUGGAAAUCCCAUUCUAGAACUCCAGUCCUGGGCGUUCUCCUGCUGUCCUCAGCUGCAGUUCCUGAAUCUGUCUUCCACGUGGCUAGGAAAGGCUGGCAAAAGGGGAAUUCGGGAAUCUGCCUUUGCAAUACACUUACUGCCUGGAGACACCAGAGAGAGAGCUGGAAAUGCUAUCCAUGUGCUUGACCUAAGCGCAACUUUUUUGGAAAGGAUUCAUCAGGACUGGAUUGACGACUUGCCCAACCUCAGAUCCCUCUAUCUUACAAAAAUGAGUAGGCUUAAAAGCCUUGAUGCUGCUGUCUUCAUGUGCAUGCCCAUGCUGAGAGAACUGGACUGCCAGGACUCCCGUGAACUAAGCCUGGUGAAAACUGAGUCAUUCAACCACACUCCUCAUCUUGUUUCUCUCAUAUUCCAGAACUGUAACUUGAGUUCCUUCAGUCCAUGGAGUCUUAGCUCAUCAAGCAAUCUUGUUAUCAACCUAUAUGGGAACCCUUUGGUCUGCCACUGUGAAACUUCCUGGCUUCUUUCCAAGCCAGAAAGAAUAACUCUACAACGGGCAUCAGAAACAGUUUGCUACACAUCCCCAGAAGACAAAACAGCCUCUUCUUCCAGAUCUAUGCUGCUGUUAAAGCUCUCUGAGGAGUGCCAAGCUCAGAGAACAACCUCCCCAACUCAUCUGUUUACUCAAGGCCAACUGUACAAUACAUCUUCCAGGGUCACGCUGCCACACCCACAUCCAUUUCCCCAGGAACUGCAUAACAGUUCUUUUGCCCCACAGAGCACACAUUUGACCUGGAGUGAUGUGACAAAGCAGGAUACAACCAAGCCAGACAUUCUUCCCUACAAAGAGGAAACAGUUUACAGACCUAGCACAGACAAUUCAUCUGCCAUAGGAGCUGUCACCACAACCACCUCAAUGAUUCUGGGGAAACUCUCAGCUGAGCAAACUUUAAUCAACACAGUUGAAAUGGAUCAAGGGAAGCAUGAGACUACAACAGCUGUCGUAGUCAAACAGCAAAAUUCUGUUGUCCAUCCAGAAGGAACACUGCAUAACUCUGCUCUACCCAGCCCUACAACUCAAGCAGUCAGAACAGAUUCUUCCCAGGUUCCCAGUGGUUUCUUUGACCUACAUAAUAUAUCACAACUAGCUGAAACCAUCCCACCACAGCAGAAUCCCACCAAGGCCCUCUCUCCUCAGGAUCCUGUAUCUAGCAACACUCCAAUAUAUUAUGUAGAUGACUAUGACUAUGGAGGAGAGCAGGAGGAAGUUGUGGCUCAGCCACUUGGACCUUGUGACUAUGAUCCAUGCAGACACCUCCAACAGCCUUGCUCUGAGCUCCAAGAGUUAUCUCCUUGCCUGUGUCCAGGGAUAUCUGAUGAAUUAACCAUCCCAGAGCCCCCAAGGCUCCGUGAAGUAUCUGAAAUUAGGGAUACAUCAGCAGAGAUCCACUGGUGUGCCCCAAAUUCAGCUGUGAGAUUCUACCAGCUUGCCUAUCUCCUUAAAGGCGGCAAGAAUUACACAGUUCCUGGAAAGAUUUAUGCCACAGCCAGGCAAUACACCCUGUACAACCUCCUGCCUGGCUCAACCUACCAGGUAUGCAUAAUUGCUUCAAACAAGGCAGGAUCAAGCCAAACCAUAGGCUGGAAUGAGCACAAUGCUCCAUGCACUAACUUCGCAACCAAGUCCAACUCCAAAUCCAUCUUUGCUGCCUUGAGUGCAACAAGUGGACUCUUUCUCAUUGCUACCAUCUUAUUGUCAGGGUGCCUAUGCAAGAAACGUAGAACAUCCCACCCUGAGCAAUUUAACACACACCUUGUAUCUUAUAAAAACCCUGCUUUUGACUAUGCCUUAAAAUAGGAGACAAGAAAGCUAGGAAACAUUGUUACCAAAUGUUUAAUCUUCUUGGUGGAAUUUCUUUUGCUUUUUAAAAAAAACAGAACUAAAAUGUUAAGGAGUAUUUACUUUAA